AUGCGACUACGACUUGGGGAAGGAGAUGCUAUAGCAAUACAAGCUUACUUUUCAAAAAUUCAAACAAUGUGUCCCGAUUUCUACUUCAAUAUAGAUUUGGAUGAGGAAUGCCGGGUGAAGAAUGUAUUUUGGACUGAUAACAGGUGUAGGCAAACAUAUAAAGAGUUCGGAGAUGUUGUAACAUUUGAUACAACAUACUUAACUAAUAAGUACGAGAUGCCUUUUGCCCCUUUUGUUGGUGUGAACCACCAUGGACAGUCAACCUUACUCGGUUGCGGUCUAUUGUCGAAUGAGGAUACAACAACAUUUGUUUGGCUUUUUAGGACGUGGCUUGAAUGUAUGCAUGGUCAGGCUCCCAAUGGAAUAAUUACCGAUCAGGACAGGGCAAUGCAAGCAGCAAUUGAGAUUGUUUUUCCCAAUACAAAGCAUAGAUGGUGUUUAUGGCAUAUACUAAAAAAGUUGUCAGAAAAGUUUGGGAGUCAUCCAUGUAAGGGAUUGAUACUUUCGACAGUACAUGGUCUAGUGUACAACUCACAACAUCAAGAAGACUUUGAGCAUGGUUGGACUACGAUGGUUGAUCAAUUUGAUUUGCAUGAGAACAAUUGGUUGUCUAGACUAUUUGAAAACAGAAGCCGUUGGAUUCCAUGCUUCUUGAAAACUACUUUUUGGGCAGGGAUGUCAACAACUCAACGUAGUGAGAGUAUUAACGCAUUUUUUGAUGGGUAUGUUCAUUCCAAAACUUCUCUUAAGCAAUUUGUUGAACAAUAUGAGCAGGCACUCUGGUGUAAGGUUGAAAAAGAGUUUCAAGCUGAUUUUAAGUCAUUCUCGCAAAUGGUCCCAUGUGCUACUAAGUAUGCAAUUGAAAAGCAAUUUCAAGAAGUGUAUACAAUAUCAAAAUUUAGGGAAUUUCAAGAGGAAUUUACUGGGAAGGUUUACUGUGAAGUUGUAUCUUCUACUAUGGGUGGUUCGGUGCCAAGGUACGAUGUGCGAGAAGAUGUUAUGCUUGACGGAGGAGUUAGGAAAAAAAUGUUCACAGUUUUAUUUCAAAGAGAAACUACUGAAUUUGUUUGUAGUUGUCAUCUCUAUGAGUUCAGGGGAAUAGUGUGCAGGCAUGCGAUAUCAAUUUUACUCCGUAAUGAUGUCACUAUACUUCCCGAGAGGUAUAUCCUUAGGAGGUGGAUGAGAGAUGUAAGUAGACGACGCACAAGAGUAGCAGUUAAUUACGAUGGUUGGAUGAACACUCCUGCUCAAGUAAGAUUUGACAAAAUGUGCAAUGCCUUUACUAAUGUAGCAGACUUGGUGGCUGAUGAUGAAAACCAAGUUUGUGGGAUCAUGGAGUGGAUUGAAUCUAAAACAGCUUAA
This is a messenger RNA of Diospyros lotus (date-plum), 1362 nucleotides long. Its product is annotated as protein FAR1-RELATED SEQUENCE 5-like. The transcript has a single exon. Gene Ontology annotation, molecular function: zinc ion binding. Lineage: Eukaryota; Viridiplantae; Streptophyta; Magnoliopsida; Ericales; Ebenaceae. Gene Ontology annotation, biological process: regulation of DNA-templated transcription. The record is from RefSeq and is a predicted model, not a curated record. The coding region runs from base 1 to 1362 and encodes 453 amino acids.